UUGUCGCCAAUUUCCCCUCCCCCUCCCCCCUCCCAGCCAAGAUGUCUGACAUGGAGGAUGAUUUCAUGUGCGAUGAUGAGGAGGACUACGACUUGGAAUACUCUGAAGAUAGUAACUCUGAGCCAAAUGUGGAUUUGGAAAAUCAGUACUAUAAUUCCAAAGCAUUAAAAGAAGAUGACCCAAAAGCAGCACUAAGCAGUUUUCAAAAGGUUUUGGAACUUGAAGGUGAAAAAGGAGAAUGGGGAUUCAAAGCACUGAAACAAAUGAUUAAGAUUAACUUCAAGUUGACAAACUUUCCAGAAAUGAUGAACAGAUAUAAGCAACUAUUGACCUAUAUUCGGAGUGCAGUCACAAGAAAUUAUUCUGAAAAAUCCAUUAAUUCUAUUCUUGAUUAUAUCUCUACUUCUAAACAGAAUUCUGAUUUUUUAUGUCAGAUGGAUUUACUGCAGGAAUUCUAUGAAACAACACUGGAAGCUUUGAAAGAUGCUAAGAAUGACAGACUGUGGUUUAAGACAAAUACAAAGCUGGGGAAGUUAUAUUUAGAACGAGAGGAAUAUGGAAAACUUCAAAAAAUUUUACGCCAGUUACAUCAGUCCUGCCAGACUGAUGAUGGUGAAGAUGACCUGAAAAAAGGCACACAGUUAUUAGAAAUAUAUGCUUUGGAAAUUCAAAUGUACACAGCACAGAAAAAUAACAAAAAACUUAAAGCACUCUAUGAACAGUCACUUCACAUCAAGUCUGCCAUCCCUCAUCCACUGAUCAUGGGAGUCAUCAGAGAAUGUGGUGGUAAAAUGCACUUGAGAGAAGGUGAAUUUGAAAAGGCACACACUGAUUUUUUUGAAGCCUUCAAGAAUUAUGAUGAAUCAGGAAGUCCAAGACGAACCACUUGCUUAAAAUACUUGGUUUUAGCAAAUAUGCUAAUGAAAUCGGGAAUAAACCCAUUUGAUUCACAGGAGGCCAAACCUUACAAAAAUGAUCCAGAAAUUCUAGCAAUGACGAAUUUAGUAAGUGCCUAUCAGAAUAAUGACAUCACUGAAUUUGAAAAGAUUCUUAAAACCAAUCAUAGCAACAUCAUGGAUGAUCCUUUCAUAAGGGAACACAUUGAAGAGCUUUUGAGAAACAUCAGAACACAAGUGCUUAUAAAAUUAAUUAAGCCUUACACAAGAAUACAUAUUCCUUUUAUUUCUAAGGAGUUAAACAUAGAUGUAGCUGAUGUGGAGAGCUUGCUGGUACAGUGCAUAUUGGAUAACACUAUUCAUGGCCGAAUUGAUCAAGUCAACCAACUCCUUGAAUUGGAUCAUCAGAAGAGGGGUGGUGCCCGAUAUACUGCACUAGAUAAAUGGACCAACCAACUAAAUUCUCUCAACCAGGCUGUAGUCAGCAAACUGGCUUAACAGAGAACAAGCUUUUACAUACGUACUUAAGGCAACAGUGCAGAGAUGUAAUCCUUAAAAGAACUGGGAAUGGCAAAACUACUGUCGGUUGAUGUGUCCUGAAAAUUAUUGGAGUUAUGGCAGAAGUGCUUUUUUUGAUCAACUGGUUUGUGUUUUGCUGCUGCAUUUAUCCCAAGAAAAACAGCUUUAAUCUCCAGAAGAAAACCAAAAUGCCAUGGGAUUUAUGCUGUAUCUUGCCCUAAAACAUACAACAUCAUAGUAAUUUGUCAUGGGCAACAUGACCAGAGAGAAGAUUUUUGUCAUGAUUUUAAAUACACUGACAUGCUACUGUUGGUUAAAUUUAAACAUGUUUUACCUGCAGAAAUUCUCUCACAAAUAACCUGCAAUAACUUGAAAUGCAUACCCUUUUGAACACUUCCUUUUCUCAUGUAUAAAUUAAAACGUUUGCUGCAUUUUGCAAAAUGUCAAUUCUCCAAAAAUGUGUCCGUAUAUUUCUGUACCUGCAGUGUAGUAAAGGUUUAGAUGAAACCCCAUAAUUAUAGUGGCAUACUGUCACUUAGGUUUCAAGCAGCAAAAUAAACAGUGCAGCUCAGAAAUUGUA
Messenger RNA from Phacochoerus africanus (Common warthog), 1995 nucleotides. RefSeq names its product COP9 signalosome subunit 2 (gene COPS2). Lineage: Eukaryota; Metazoa; Chordata; Mammalia; Artiodactyla; Suidae. The record is from RefSeq and is a predicted model, not a curated record. Gene Ontology annotation, biological process: protein deneddylation. Gene Ontology annotation, molecular function: protein binding. The transcript is spliced from 13 exons. Gene Ontology annotation, cellular component: COP9 signalosome. The coding region runs from base 42 to 1394 and encodes 450 amino acids.